Molecule: messenger RNA, 888 nt
Organism: Enterobius vermicularis (human pinworm)
Lineage: Eukaryota; Metazoa; Nematoda; Chromadorea; Rhabditida; Oxyuridae
Source: the annotation of a GenBank genome assembly
AUGAUGCCUAACCUAAUCAGUACAGAUUUUCCCUUACAAUCGUUGCUUCAAACAGACGUUGAAGGAACUGUGUUCGGCGAACGACCAGCUGAAAAUGAGGCUGGUGUGCUCACGGUGGAAGAUGUUGCAUCGAAGGUUUUUCACUCGACGAUCCAAAGUUAUGGGAUUAAGGCUGGCUGUGGGUCCGAAUCAGGUGGAACAAUCUUGUUGGAAGAUGAAGCCGCAAACGACGAAUUCUUAGAAUUAAUCAUAGAGCAGCACUGGAAUAUACGACGAGUUGAAUUUCACGGUAUAGCCAUAAACAUUAGCAAUGAUAAGUUGUGCAGGUUUGUAUCCAUUCAGAACGAAAAUCCGAAUUUGUGCGACAUUCUCGUGUUUCGUGUUAAGAAUGGAAUUAUUAACGUCGGGUUUGUAUCUGACCAUCUCAUAGAAGCAUUCAAAGAAAAUAACAUCGAUUUUGACGUUGAACUAAACGAUGCUUGUAGAGCGUGCCUAUCGCGUACAUCAAUAUCCAAUUAUGCUCUACAGUCAAUUCUUCGACCAAAUAUGCGAUACCGCCUGCAAUACCCGCUCGCGUGUAAGAUAACGAUCCCUGGCAUCAAAAAAGCACUUGAGAACUUUUUUUUCACCAACUGGGAGGAGCAGAAAACCAGAACCUCAACCUUUGUUAAUGAGAAUGGUAUACUAACGACGGAGAAAGGUUACUACAGCUGUAAACUGGAGCUUCAUACCAACAACUAUAUCAGCUUAACGUCUGUCGCAUUAAUAGAGUUGGACGGCGUGGAGAGGCACUGUUUCUGCCGAUGUGGGGCACGACUAUCAAUUGAACAUCUGGUUCGUAAACUCUUAGAUGAGUCCAUUUCCUUAGACUCAGACAAUUUCUGGUAA